GGCACGCACUCUUUCGCUUUUUUCCGUUGAGGUCAUCAUCACCAUGAUCGGCUCACCGUGCCACCUGCUUUGGACAUUUUUAAAAAGCCCUGUGAGCUCCCUUGCUUAGGACAUACAUGUUUUCCUUGCAACUUCAGUUUCCAUUUGGAUUUCGGCGGGGGAUCAUUUCAGUCUCCAGGUUAUCAUGGCAGAGAUCGACGAUCUGCUCUUCUCCGUGCAGUUUGACGAUGACGACAACGAAUCGAAUGGUGUAGCGGACGUUGGAACCUCAUCCAGCGCAUCCGUCACAGCGGAGUCAGCUCGUGAGGGGCGCAUUCGGAGGGCAUUAGAGGAAGCGAAGCGGACAUACACAGCCCAGAUUGACAGCGACGCCUGGUACCGCGAGGAGCGAGUCCAAAAAUGUCUUGACGAGGUGGAAUCGAUAAAAGAUGCAGCAGAAAAUGAAGCGCUUACCCGUGCCGUCCGCCAUGCAUUGGAGACCGACAAGCGAUCAGCAGCGAAACUUGAAUGGACACUCUCACACCUAUACGCAACCGCUCGCUACCUGCAGGCUCUCUCGCUUGCGCUUGCUUGUCUGAAAGCAUAUCAGAUCGACGUAUCACCGCUGGCUCGAAGUCAGCUCCAGUCCAAGCCAGGAUCAUUACUACACUUUCCCUCUGCAAGCGGCCUGAGAGAAAGGCUGAUAUCCAGAGGGAGAGGAAAGAGUGCAAACAAGCAUGCAAACUGUCUGCUCAGCCAGAUGGCAUCAAGAGAAGUGCUUGACACCGCGAUACGAUCAAUUUGCAAGCUUUUUGGCGGCGACAGCGACGACGCCAAUCGUGAGGCCUUGUCAAAUCUUGGCAGGCGUCUUGUCGUUCUCGUCGUGAAAGAGUCUCUCUUGAACCUUACUACUUCCUCGGAAGAACGAUUCAAACCUCUAAUCGACGGAAUGGCAUUUCAGCGAGAGGCGCAGAACAUCCAUUGGACCGCCCAUUCUGGCAGCAUUGUCUCAGCAGCGGAUCUUUGUCUCGCCAUGGGUCACUUAUCAGACGCCAUCGAAGCGUACUCAAUAGCCCUGGCAUCACGGGGUAGUCAAGCACGAUUAUACAAAUGCGUCGUUUUCGCGCUGAGCCGUCUGAAAGGAGGCGAUGUGCGAGCGCAACGUUGCCUGGCGAAAGCAUGUGCAGCAGCCGCACUCAUCAGCUGCACCACUUCCAAGCAUCGCUUGGCGCUCGCAACAGAGCUGGAAGCGUAUUUCGACGGCGCGCUCCAGAGCGACGAUGCCAAUACCGAGGUAGAUUCGGGCGAACCAGAUAUUCACGAAGAUGCAGCGUUGAUCAUGCGCUGCCAUGCAGGAGGCUGCCUGACGCUCCUUUCGCUUGUUGCGCUCGUACAUGGAGCUCUAUCCAAACGCGCAGGAGGAGCUGCUGAUCUAGCAGUCAAGUUUGACGAUUUUUUUGCGCGCGCCAAGGCUGAUGUUGAAUCUGCGUCUGCCGGCGACGAGCCAGAUGAGGACACGAAAGAAAGCAGGACCUUCCGCUCCGUUCGCACACUUUAAAAGCGAAAAUUGUAUUGCGUUUAGGUCUAUCGAGCACUGCAUUUGCAUUUGCAUGGGAGUCUGAUGAUACAGUAAGUUGUUUACAGCC
Molecule: messenger RNA, 1625 nt
Organism: Tilletiaria anomala UBC 951
Lineage: Eukaryota; Fungi; Basidiomycota; Exobasidiomycetes; Georgefischeriales; Tilletiariaceae
Exons: 3
Coding region: 185-1537 (450 amino acids)
Source: RefSeq, a predicted model, not a curated record